Aspergillus clavatus NRRL 1 is the source of this 4005-nucleotide messenger RNA. RefSeq names its product CLH domain-containing protein. The transcript has 4 exons. Gene Ontology annotation, cellular component: late endosome; HOPS complex. The coding region runs from base 1 to 4005 and encodes 1334 amino acids. Gene Ontology annotation, biological process: protein targeting to vacuole; cellular response to starvation; macroautophagy. The record is from RefSeq and is a predicted model, not a curated record. NCBI's taxonomy places the organism in Eukaryota, Fungi, Ascomycota, Eurotiomycetes, Eurotiales, Aspergillaceae. Gene Ontology annotation, molecular function: protein binding.
AUGGACGCGCCUGGCGCGACUGAGCCAACAGAGGAUGCCCAUCAGGACAGCCCGGCACAUUCGAACUCGGUGAAACGAACUACCAGUGACCAGAGCUCCGACCCUGACCAGUCGGCGCAUGAGGAUGAGGACAAGGAUGAUGAUGGCAACGACGACUCAGGACGCGAUGAGGACAAUGAAGACGAUGAAGAUGAUGAAGAUGAUCAAGAUGAUGAGGACGAGGAGGAGGAGGAACCACAACUCAAAUACUUGUAUCUCACAAAGCAUUUGGGUGCGGUGUAUCGCAACGGGGACGCGACCAGCUCGUUCUUGACCGCUGGUGAUAAGAUGAUUAUUGGAACGCAUAAUGGCAAUAUUCAUGUGCUUUCCUUACCUCUAUGCCAUCCUCUCCGCGUUUACCACGCGCAUUCGGCAAGCGUAACAUCCAUAUCGGUCUCCCCGUUUCCUCCUCCUCUGCCGAAUAUCAGACCAGAGACCUUGGCCAGAACCUUUACGGAUGAUCAGACUCCACCUACCCGGCCGUCUUUCAGCACGGCUAGUCUUCGCGGCCAAAGCAAACCAGGUCAUCACACAGCCGUUCCUGCUACCCCCUCCAAUGCAAUUCACAUUGCGACUUCAUCCAUUGAUGGGCAUGUAUGUGUCUCGUCCUUAGUGGACUCAAAAGACAUCAUGUUACGGAAUUUCGGUCGACCUGUUCAGGCAGUCGCACUAUCACCCGAAUACAAAAGUGACCGGACGUUUCUGUCAGGCGGACGGGCAGGUGAUUUGAUCCUCACCACUGGAGGGCGGCUGGGCGCCAGUACCAAUUCGACAACUAUGGGAGGAGGCGCUGCCGCAGCAGCCUCGAGCUGGCUUGGCUCGAUUGGUUUGGGAGGUAACGCAGGCAAGGACACCAUAUUACAUAGCGGAGAGGGUGCUAUUAGCAUGAUCAAGUGGUCACGGUCUGGGAAAUAUGUCGUUUGGGUCAACGAGGAAGGAAUCAAAAUCAUGAGGUCGAACUUGCACCUGGAUUCGGCGGAUUCGGAGCUCGCUUGGAAACGAAUCAGCCACAUCGACCGUCCGAACGGCCCUGGAUGGGAAGAAAUGGCAAGUGUAUGGAAGGCUCGAGCUGAAUGGGUCGAUGAAGAUGCUCUGCGUUGGGAGGUUAAUGUAAAGUUUUCCGACGAUGAAUCACAUCUUACCACUCCUACCCCUCCGCAAGUGAUAUCAGCCAAGGAGAACAUGGAGAAGCUGGUAGUCGGAUGGGGAGGGACGGUCUGGAUCAUCAAUGUUUAUCCCGACCGGCCAAGUAAGAGCAACAAAGACCUGCGAAUAGGAUCCGUUGAAGUUUCCACGAUUUUACGAACCGAUUGUGUUAUAUCUGGCAUUUCAUUAUAUACACCUAAUCUCAUAGCUGUUCUAGCAUAUAUUGAGGCCGACGAGGAUGCUUCGGAUCAGCGGACCAAGCACGGAGUGCUUCAUCCUGGACCACGUCGGCGUCCCAAAGGCCUUGAACCGGAACUUCGCAUCAUCGACAUUGAAAGCAAGGAAGAGCUCAGCGCCGACACGCUCACCAUUAGUCGCUAUGAGAAUCUUACUUCGUCCGACUAUCACAUGUGCGUUAUACCACCUUGGAAAACAUCAGUACCUGUUUCCCAGAGAGGCGCUUUGGAGACACUAGGUAAUGGGCUGUGGGAUGCAACUAUGUAUCCAGCAAGGUUGUUCAGCUCCGCUGCAAGUAUCCGAAGCACAACGAGUAGUGGCGACAAAGGCUCUAUCAGAGCAUCGAGCAUUCUCGCUGCGAAGCGCAUUCCGAGUGAAGAACCUCUGUCGAAGGAGGUGCAGGAUUUUGCGGGCAGUGCCGGACCCAAACUCUUCAUCCAUAGCCCAUAUGACUCCGUUGUUGCGGUGAAAAGGGAUCUUUCAGAUCGCCUAGCGUGGCUAGAUGCGCAUGACAAAUAUCAGGAAGCAUGGACGCUUCUCGAGGAGCAUCCGGAAGCCGCAGGGACCACGCAAGAGAUCUUGGAGAAUGCACCCGGUUCUUCAACAAAAUCUCAGAGUAGCCUGGGCGACUUUUUCACUGACGACAGAUCUUCUAUCAUGACAAUUGGUCGAGCUGCUGUUUCACCGGCCGCUGAUCAAGAGAAGCGCCGAAUCGGGGAGCUAUGGAUCCAACAGUUACUUGACCAGGAUAAAUGGGACGAGGCUGCUACGGUUUGCGCGAAAGCUAUCCGAACUGCGCCAAGAUGGGAAUAUUGGGCAAGGACAUUCAUCAAGAAUGAUAAAUUUGACGAGAUUUCUCAUGUCAUUCCAGUUGACUUUCAUCCACCUUUGUCCUCGAACAUAUACGAGGAAAUUCUGGGCCACUAUGUGUCUCGAGACCGGCGCAGGUUCAGUGAACUCUUAGCCACAUGGGCCUUCACCCUGUUUGACGUCACAAGCGUGACAACCGCAAUCGAGGCACAGUUGGAUUCCAAAUUGGUGGCACCUGAGACAGAAGACUGGCGCAUACUGAUGAAUUGCCUUGCCAAGCUCUAUUUGGUGGGAGGUCAUUAUAGCGAAGCGUUACAUUGUUAUAUACGGCUUCAAGAUGCCGACACGGCAAUGACUUUGAUCAAAGAACACCGUCUACUGGAUGCUCUUUCUGAUGAUAUUCCUGCGUUUAUCUUGAUUCGCGUGUCUAAAGAACAGAUGAAAACGGCCCCCAUCUCCGAGCUGGAAGAAAUGACUGCUGAGCCCAUCAAGCUUCUCGUAAGCGAAGCAUACACUGGAAUUGUACGGCCAGAGACCGUGGUCACGCAACUGCAAGAGGCGAAUCGGCUUGUUUUCCUUUACUUCUACCUGCGUGCUCUCUGGCGAGGAGAAUCGCUACCGCACAACGCUGCGAAACCUCGCAGGGGUCAUGGAGCUCGCAUUCGGGAUGCGGCAAGCAAACUGGCGGCCGACGAAGGGAAGGCAUUGGUGGACAAUUUUGCCGAUAUAGCCGUGGAGCUAUUUGCCGACUACGACCGUUCCCUGUUGAUGGAGUUCUUGCAGGUCAGCACCGCGUACUCCUUCGACACAGCGGUGACCGUCUGCGAGAGUCGCCGCUUUACAUCCGAGCUCAUCUACCUGCUAUCGAAGAUGGGACAGACCAAAAAGGCGCUGAACCUGAUACUCUCCGACCUCAAGGAUGUCUCGCAGGCGAUAUCAUUCGCCAAAUCGCAGGACGAUCCCGAUCUCUGGGAAGAUCUCCUCGACUACUCCAUGGACAAACCCCGAUUCAUCCACGGCCUUCUCGUCGAAGCCGGAACAUCCAUCGAUCCGAUCAAACUCGUCAGACGCAUACCCAGCGGACUGGAAAUUGAGGGCCUGAGAGAAGGUCUCACCCGCAUGAUCCGAGAGCACGAUCUCCAGGCGAGUAUCAGCCAGGGGGCCGCCAAGGUCCUCCAGAGCGAGGUCGCCAUCGGUAUGGACACACUACGCAAGGGCCAACAGCGCGGCAUCAAAUUCAACAUUGCCGAACCAAAGCGGCCACAGUCCUCGGUCUCCGUCACGACCGCCAAGGACGAAACGCAAAGCAAUGCCGACACAGAGGUACCAGCAACGUCAUCCAGUCCUUCCGCGGCCCAAGCAGGGAGGUGUGCCGGAUGCCAUCUCCCUUUCCAGCCCAACGGUAAAUCUCUUUCUUCUGUUCCCUCUCCACCCGCGCACUGCGGCCCUUUUUCGCUCAACACUAACCCUCAUCGGUCGCACACAGAAAAGGAAAUUCUCGUCGGCUUCGCAUGCGGACAUGUCUUCCAUCUAUCUCAUGUGCACCCCCCUGCAUCCUCCGCGGACUCAGACGGCAGCCAGUCCGGAGUCCACACCCCCCGUCCAUUCCCAGGAUCCCGUGCACCGACACUCAACGAUAUCUCGUCGUCAGCCUCCCGUACCGUCGGCGCCAAGGUGACCACCGCGCGGCUGCUGAGAGAUCGGAUAGGCAAUGGCUGUCGGAUCUGUGUCCUCGCCAAAGAACUUGAAUCGAUUGGUGAUUCGGAGGCCUAG